This is a messenger RNA of Scutellospora calospora, 387 nucleotides long. The record is from the annotation of a GenBank genome assembly. Lineage: Eukaryota; Fungi; Glomeromycota; Glomeromycetes; Diversisporales; Gigasporaceae.
AUGAGCCAACAAUCACAAAAAACUUUUCACAAGAUAUUUAUCCCUUCUUUACAUGACGGAACCUCUUUAGAAGCUCGAGUUGGGGUAAAUAAUAUUGAUGAACAGAAGCCAAUUAAAGCUAUUAUUGUCUCACAUCCGUAUGGGCCUUUAGGUGGAAACUUUUAUAAUAAUGUUGUUGUAGCUGUUGAGCAAUAUUUUAGGGAUAAAGAAUUCUUGACAAUUGCAUUUAAUUUUAGAGGUUGUGGAAGAUCUGGAGGUCGUACUAGUUGGUCAGGCGAACCAGAAUGUGAAGAUUACAAAACAAUAUUGGAAUUUUUAUCAAAAUCUGGUAGAAUUAAUGAAAAUAUUAUAUUACAAAUUCCUAAAAUUUCUCAUGUUACAAUAAUA